AUGCAGAGGCGUAUGCUCUCCAAGGAGGACGAGCAGGCAGGCGACGAAGUCGAGGUCCGCAGAGAAGACCAGGAUAAGAUCAACAAGUUUAGCCGGCUGCAUCAGAGGGAACUGGCCAUGGAGGAGGAACUCAGGUUGAAGAAUAAAGAGAAAGAGGAAUAUGAUGACCUGUCGACCGAGUUGGAGCUAGCGGAUGAAGAUGAAAAGAUUCAGUACAAGAUCGGCGAUGCAUUCUUUCACAUUCCACUUGAUCAAGCCCAAGAGAUGUUGGAAGCGGCUACGACGAAAAUUGACGAAGAGACGAGCGAACUAGAAGACAAGAUCGGCUCGGUACGCGAGGAGAUGCAGCAACUCAAAGUCGAAUUGUACGCCAGAUUCGGAAAGCAAAUCAACCUCGAAGUAUAA
Messenger RNA from Metarhizium robertsii ARSEF 23, 405 nucleotides. RefSeq names its product Prefoldin, subunit 4. Gene Ontology annotation, cellular component: cytoplasm; prefoldin complex. NCBI's taxonomy places the organism in Eukaryota, Fungi, Ascomycota, Sordariomycetes, Hypocreales, Clavicipitaceae. The transcript has 4 exons. Bases 1 to 405 code for a protein of 134 amino acids. The record is from RefSeq and is a predicted model, not a curated record. Gene Ontology annotation, biological process: protein folding.